AAUGCAUUAACAUAUUACAGCAUAAUCGCUAAGAAAGUAACUAGAAAAUAAAGAAUAAUUGAUGCAUACACUCAAACAUUUAGAGAAUAGGGUUACUCAUGAUAUCGUACCAGUUUUAAUUGAGAUUCUAAAAACUGUUGACUAAGCUAUAAGAUUGGUGGCUAAACUAAUUCAACUCUAGCCUAAGGAAUUCAAUUCAUAAACAUUACAAGUGGCCAUUCAAAGGUGUUUAGGCUCUCCAAUCAAUAUUACUUUGUUAAAAGCCAUCGGAGCAUUGCUUUAGGAAUUCAAAAUUGAUACUCCAGAUCAAUUCAUAAGAUAAGUUUUUAGAUGUUGUUUUACGGGUAUUCCAUAAUUUGGCAAUCUUUAACCAGAACAUGUAGUAACUGAUCUAUCUAGUGAUUCAGAAGGUUAAAGUGAUGCAGCUCAAAAGGCUAAUUCAAAAAUAAGAUCAACUAGUAUACUUGUGUUAAAGACUUUAAUUAAGGAAUUCCCAUUGUAUUUUUAAAGCAAUUGGCAAUUAUUCUUGUAGAAGCUACUUCAACUUUUGUAACAUGAACCAAGAAAGAAUACCAAGAUAAAUUUGAUUCAAUUAAUAAUAAUACUGUUGGAUACAUUGAAUGUCUCAAAGUGGAUUCAAGGAAUAGAGAUUGUUAAACAUCAACAUGGAUUUUAACCUAAAGCAUAUGUAUUAUUUUAGGGUGUAAAAUAAAUUCAUGAAACAGCACUUGCUUUACUGUCUGGAUGGAAAUAGAAUGAUAGUCAAUUCAAUAUACAAUUAUGUAAAUUAGAAGUGUAUUUGAUGCAGGAAUGUAGGAUUCUUACUAAAUUAUAAGAUUCAGAGGGUGCAAUUCCCUUAUAUUAAAUAUCAUUAUAAUUGAUGAAUGAUGUAACAGUGAAAACAUCUGCAAUGUAGAUUUUGAAUUUUUUAGUAUAUGAGGGUAUUAAAACAAUAGAUGUAAAAUAUUUGAUUAAGUAAUGUUUAUAAGGAAUAAAAGAUAGAAAUGAAAAUAAUAAUAAUAAUAAUGAUUUAUUCAUUUAAGAAUGUUAUUAAUUAUUACAAAAAUGUUAAUCACAUUUUCAUAAGGAAUUCUGUGAAUUAGUAAAUUGUUAAGAAUUAUAAAGAAUUAAGCAACCAAAUAUUUAAUAUUAUAGGAUUUUUGAAGAAAUUAGUUGUGUUGCUGAAUAAGGAUUUCAAGAUAUUUUAAUUGAUGUAGCUUUGGAAUGUUUAUAAUCAAAUGCAGUUGAAUUGGUUCCUGCAGGAUUUAAUAUAAUUGGUAAUCUUUAGGAAUUUUUUUGGUAGAAAUAGAAUAAAGAAGUUAUUGAGAAGAUGAUAAAAUAAAUAAGUUAUAUUUAUGUACAACUAUUUAGUGAUACUCCAUUUAAUAUGUCUAGUUUAAAAAUAACUUUUUAUAAGGCAAUAGGAACAUUAUGUAGUUCAAAUAGUAUUCUAUAGAAUCCAAUGGCUGUAUAAGAGUUAUCUUAGAUGUUUAAUAAAUUAUAAGGGAAUAAUGUACAUGUAUUGGAGAAAAGUAGUUGGGCAGCAGCUAAUUUAAGUAGUUUAGUGAAUUUAAAUUAAGAGUUUUAUUAGUUAUUUGUAAAUUUUGCAAUGAAUAAUAAAGAAAAGAUUUCAACAAAUGGUUUACGUGGAUUAGGAUAUUAUUUGAUGAAAUGUUAAUAGGCAAUAAUAAAUUAAGAUUUAAUAAAUUGUUAUGCAAAUGCUUUGGCAUCUAAGAAUCCAAAAAUAAGUUGGAAUGCUUCUACAAGUUUACAUAAUGCAGUUUAAGGAAAUUGUAAAGAGUUAUUAGAGAAUGCUAAGAUUAGAUAGAGUAUUCUUGAUGUAUUGACAAAAGGAGGUAUUAUUGAAUAGAAUAAUCGUUAGAUAAUUUAAAAGCUUAAAUGCAUUGUGUAGAGUUAGUGAGAUAUUUAAGAAAUGAAUAUGCCAAAGAUUAUUUGAGAUCUUUAAUAUAGAUAUUAGUAAAGUUUAAGAAUCAUGACAAUUUUAUAGAGAAGAAAUAUUAGACAAGAAUGAGAGAGAGUGUAUUAUUUGUAUUAGAGGUAUUUUUUAAGAGAUUGAGUUUGGAUGAAUUAAUAAAUUCAUUAGAUGAUACUUUACAUGAAGAGAAUGCAUUAGAGAGAGUAGCAACAGAAAUAUAUGCAGCUGUUUUAGAUAGGAAACCUAAGGAUUCAUAAAUAAUAAUAGCUAAUAGUGAUUUAAGUAAGUAGGAAGUGUUAUAAUUAUAAUAAAAUUUUAAAGAUGAUGAAAAGACAUUCAAAUAAUAAUAAGAACAUUCUUAUAUAAUUAAUUAAUAUUUGAGUGUUCCAAAAGAAGAAGAAUUUUAAAAAUUCUUUUAAUAAAUGUCAUUUAUUGCAACUACUUUGUAUAAUGUAAUAGAUGAAUCUCCUUCUGACAAAUUAAUUAGUUUUUCUGCAUUAGAAGCAUUAUAAGAAUUAAGUACAGAUUCAAGUUUAAUUAAAAUAUAUUCAAUCGAUUGA
This is a messenger RNA of Paramecium pentaurelia, 2496 nucleotides long. The record is from the annotation of a GenBank genome assembly. NCBI's taxonomy places the organism in Eukaryota, Ciliophora, Oligohymenophorea, Peniculida, Parameciidae.